ACUGAAUCAACAACACACCUUCCUCUCUGUCUCUCGGGGUGGAACCUGAAAUAUAUAAUAUGAUUGAUGAUACCAACUGAGAUACCAGGGAAUCUCUCAUGAAGUGUUCCCUUUCGUUCCUUAUUGCACGUCUUCAUCGUAGUGCCUCGAGAAAUCCAACGACUACCUACCUGCUCCCAAAAAAGGCAGUGCAGGUUGAUCAGGACGAGUCCAGUCCAUCACAGAUCCACCGACAACAGCCCCUGGAUUACCGCUGGUCCAGUGCCAGGUUUCAAGUAUGUAUGUACAAUACAUACAACCAGCCCGCCAUUAGUCCUACUAUUAUAAAAAAUAUCGAAACAGGGGAGAUUAGGCAUGAUUUAGUCAAGAUACUGAGAGAAUUGUACCCCAAGACUCAAACAAACAGAGCUGCCGGCUUAUCUGAACCGUUGAUACUCGAUACACAACCGGACCUCCUGAAUGGUUCGGCUUGAGGACAUUUAAUUGUACUUCUAAGGGGUAGGGUAAGUAUCUUCACUAAGGUAUCAAUGUAUGUAGCUCACCAAUUCCUCGUUUGUGGCUGCCCUGGGGAUCUCUACCGGGGUCUGUUCA
Molecule: messenger RNA, 591 nt
Organism: Canariomyces notabilis
Lineage: Eukaryota; Fungi; Ascomycota; Sordariomycetes; Sordariales; Chaetomiaceae
Exons: 2
Coding region: 99-473 (124 amino acids)
Source: RefSeq, a predicted model, not a curated record